Molecule: messenger RNA, 875 nt
Organism: Psylliodes chrysocephalus
Lineage: Eukaryota; Metazoa; Arthropoda; Insecta; Coleoptera; Chrysomelidae
Source: the annotation of a GenBank genome assembly
CACCGUUAAAGAGCGCUCCACCGCUGGUGCAGCCUGCUGUAAAGCAUUUCUAUCUUCUACAAGGCAAAAAUGAACGUCCUGCUCAAAUAUUUACCAAAAAAGUGUCACUAUAGCUGCCCUGUCAUAAGGUUUAUUAGUGUUUCAGUUUUUUCAGUAAAUUCUACGUUUUUUCCGUAUCAUUUAGUGGAUUUAUUAAUUUUAUUUUUACUUUAGCACAACUAAUAUAUUUCCUCACAAGAGUUAUUUUCAAUAUACUUCACGUGACAUGGCUAAACUUUGAAACAUUGCUAUUGGAAAUGAUCAAGCAAAGCCCUCGGCCAGAAAGUGUACGGCGCAAGAGAGUAGGUAUAGGCUCAGAAGUCUUAACGUCUCAAGAUGUAUUAGAGCAUCUACAAAAAACUAAAGAUGGUAAACAACUCAAAAUACAAAACAUAGUUAAAUCAAGAUGCCGCAAGAAGGAAGAUAUUAGUAGCAAUGAUGAAGACGAAGAGGAAAAAAUAGAAUACAUAGAAUUAGAUAAUGAAGGGGAGUUCCUACAGAAUAUAGUGCAAGAAAGUGAAAUUCAGGACAGAGAAGAAAACGAAUUAAAUCAAGAAGAAAAGGAAAUGAAAUGGGUUUUAGUAAAGUACACGUCAAAGAAGAACACGAAGCACUAUGUUGGCCGUGUAACACGACGUGUGGAAGAUGAAUGGGAAGUAAAAUUUUUAAAACGAAUUUCAACUAAACAACAAGAUACGAUAAGAUUUGAUUGGCCUCCUGCAGACGAUAUUGACACGGUAAACGAAGCAGAUAUUGCAUUGACUUUGCCAGAACCACUUGAAGAUAGAAGAGGGUUACUGUAUUUUAUUAUCUUGUUUGAUGGAUUUAAUAUUUAA